Cutaneotrichosporon cavernicola is the source of this 1104-nucleotide messenger RNA. RefSeq lists its product as uncharacterized. NCBI's taxonomy places the organism in Eukaryota, Fungi, Basidiomycota, Tremellomycetes, Trichosporonales, Trichosporonaceae. The transcript has 3 exons. The record is from RefSeq and is a predicted model, not a curated record. The coding region runs from base 1 to 1104 and encodes 367 amino acids.
AUGCUGCCACUCGUCCUCGCUGCCGUAGCGGUGGCCGCGACCACGCCCACUGUUUAUCGGAUCAAUCAAAUCUCGGCCUUCUCGCCACUCAUCCAGUAUUCUUCCCGCCCGGUCUUGGUUGGCCCAGACGUCCUCCCAACCCCUGGUGGAGUGCCACCUCCUCCAGGACCCCCCUGGACUCAACACCCUCUGACCGAUCCCCACCUUCAGCCGUUUGUGGACAAGGGCUGGACGGCGCUUGACCUGGCCGAAUGGGACAGUGACAGAGGCGACUAUCUCAGGCCCAAUGUCGUCUCCGCGGCGGUGGGGAGCAGCUUCAGUUUCUCCGUUCCAACUGACUUCCUUGUGAGAUACGAUAGCUGGUCAAUCAAUGCCACCGUCGAUGUCGAAGUGAACGGCACUCUGGUGGUCUCGAACAACAGCCGGUUCAGUAACGAUAUCCCGGAGAUGCAGAAACCCUACAACUACACGGUGACCCUCCGAAGUGGGCGGUAUAGCUUGAACAGUAUCCAGCUAGUACCUUCGGAUUAUCGCCGGGAGAAUUUGGAUUACGUGGAGGCCGUAUGGGCGGCAUCGGGAUCCAAUGUGACGCGGAGCGGGAACUGGAGAAACGCCACUCGGAAGCUUCUCUCCAACUACCCCGAGUCGAGCACGUCUGGCGACAGAAUAUCCAUUGCUCUGCAAAAGGGAAGUAAAUCCGUUAAUUUGCUGGGAUACUCGAAUGGGAGCUACGAGGUGCACUGCACCCCCACUCCGCCCUACACGUCCGGCACGACGUACUCUGGCUUCAGCGAACAGGAGGUAGUUCUAUACAUGGCCAAACUGGACGAUUCAAAACAGUACACGCUCGAGCUCAUCAACUACGCCAACACAACCGGCAUCACGAGCCUCUGGACGCUCCAACAAAAGAAGAAGCCGCGUAACCUCAAACCCAUUCUUGGCUGGUCGUUGGGCCUCGGUAUACCUGCUGCACUUGCGAUCGUGGCGGGCGCCAUCUGGUGGUACAGGAAGCGGCAGGCCCGAUCGGAGGAUCGCAGACAGAUGCAGUCUGGCGUCGAGUCCAAGAAGCUUGAGGAGGCCGCCCCUCCUACGUACACCCAGUAA